This is a messenger RNA of Photinus pyralis (common eastern firefly), 4319 nucleotides long. RefSeq names its product chaoptin-like. Gene Ontology annotation, molecular function: protein binding. The record is from RefSeq and is a predicted model, not a curated record. Bases 170 to 4021 code for a protein of 1283 amino acids. The transcript is spliced from 14 exons. NCBI's taxonomy places the organism in Eukaryota, Metazoa, Arthropoda, Insecta, Coleoptera, Lampyridae. Gene Ontology annotation, cellular component: extracellular matrix.
UUAUUAAGGUUUUGCGAGGCGAGUCUGACGAAGCUUUGCAACUUGUACGUCUUAUUUUGGUUUUGUGCUCAGUUGUGUGCCUGUGUGGACCUUUGGAGCCCUAAUUCUUUGAGGUGUACUUAAGAUGAUAAGAAUAGCUUUGGAAAUAGUGAAGUUAAUUUGAGAGAAAAUGGAAUUGGACAGACUGACGUGGUUAUUUAGCGCAAUUACUAUUUACACAUUUUUAAGCGCUAGCUUCUGUGCAGCAAGGGAAACAGUUUCAGCAAGAGAUCCACCAUGUUACUUCAAUCCUUUGUGUAGCUGUUCAAAGGCUGUUCCAGAUCUUGGCAUUGUGAGAUGUCGAGAUACGUCUCUAUCUAUGGUACCUCAAGCAAUUAAUGCCUCAAAGGUAUUCAUGUUGCAGUUGGACAAUGUCGGUUUAAGAAGGCUUGAACCGUAUUUUGUUCAAAGCACAGGAUUAUACAAACUUUCGAUUACACACAAUCCACUGCCUACAAUUCAUGACGAUGCUUUCGUUGGAUUAGAGAGAACACUGUGGAAACUUGACUUGAGUCACAACGAUUUAUUGCACGUACCGAGUAGGGCAAUUCGGUACCUACACAAGCUUAAAUUACUUGAUCUAACCAAUAAUGAUAUUACCCGCAUCUAUCCAGACAGUUGGAAAGGUUUGGAACAUUCUAUGGAGACAUUGAUAUUGGCGGAAAACUCCAUUGCGUACUUAGCUCCAGAUGCGUUUACAGGAUUACCAUAUUUGGACAAAAUUGAUCUACAUGGUAAUAAUUUGAGAGACAUCGAUCCUUCGGUAUUUCGAGAAGGCAUGAAUAAACUUGCCCACGUAAUCCUUGCGGAUAACCUACUCAGCUCUAUACCAUAUUUAGCUUUGUCUCCAUUGACGAUGCUUAAAACGUUGGAUUUAAGCUAUAAUAGAAUUACUAGAAUGUUUCCAACGAUGGAAUCGGGUGCUAUUACUAUUCAAAUUGAUGUUAGAAUGUCACUAGACGAGCUUAACUUGGCCUACAACCAGUUAAGUGUACUGGAAUCUAGUUCGUUUCAGUAUUUCAACAGUAUUAAUGUGACGUAUUUGGAUGGAAAUCCCCUUUCGACAAUUGAGGAUGAUGCCUUUCGACAAGCAAAAAUUAAGGAACUGUACAUUCGAGCUUGUGGUUUAAGUGUGAUAACUCCAACAGCAUUUAGCGGUUUGGAAGGUUCUUUACAAGUAUUAGACUUAUCUGGAAAUAAUCUAACAUUUCUUCACAAUGACUUUCUCGACAAUUUUUUCAUGUUGCAAUCAUUUUCUAUGGGAGAUAACUUGUUAACUUCGUUUGAAUCGAAUGAAAUACCAAACGGGUGGCAAAACAACUUGAUUAGUUUAGAUUUGAGUGGCAUGAAUAACUACAUCAUCUCUCUGCAGAAAUUAAAACAGUUCAAAAGUUUGAGAAAAGCGUAUUUGAGUCGUCUUCGUCAAACAUCUUUGACAACGGAGGAUUUUGCGGAGUUUGGUGCCAACUUAGAAGAGCUGCAUAUAAAUUUUGCCGAGCUUAAAUCGAUAAAGAAUCACGCAUUUAAAAAUGUUCACAGUUUAAAGGUGUUAGAUUUGGCAGAAAAUAGAAUUGAACAAAUUGAGAAUGACGCUUUUGUAAAUCUUGGACACUCUUUGACAAUUCUUCAACUGUCGCAUGCUUUUUCAUCAAAAAUGGGUACAUUACCUCCGGAACCUAUAAAACUUCUAUGGAAUUUACGGCACUUAGAUUGUAGUAAUAACAAAAUUAGAAAUGUGCCAGACAGUACCUUUAGUUUGCUUAAAAAGUUAAAAAUUGUGGAACUUCAAGACAACGAAAUCGAUGCGAUACAUCCGGAAACCUUCCAGGGCGAUGUACAUUCGAAAUUGGAAAUAGUCUACCUAUCUUUUAACAAAAUCACAUCAAUUCAAGAAAAUACCUUUUCCGCCCUGGAAAUGUUGGAACAAUUGUAUCUGGACGAUAACAAAAUAAUGAAUUUAGAUCGACGUGCAUUUAAAGAUUUGGAAAAUUUGAAAAGGUUACACUUAAAAGGGAACAGAAUAACACAGUUAACACAGGCCACGUUUGAAAAUCUUCCCGAAUUAGAAGACUUGGAUUUAUCCUACAACGCUUUGAACGAUUUUCAGUUUUCUGUCUUGGAUCAAGUUGGAACAUUGGCAACUUUCCGUGUGAAUGUUAGUCAUAAUAGGAUAUCAGACCUGAGUCCGGCCGUUAAUUAUGAUAUACUAUCAGAAGGUGGUAAGUUUUGUUUUGAAACAUUUCAUUCAAAUAUUAAAAUACUAGACUUCUCUUACAAUAAUAUUUCCCAAAUAAGUAAACACUAUUUUGACCCAGUGGAAAUUUCAUUAACGCACUUGUACUUCAGUCACAAUCUCAUUUUAAAUAUAAGCCGGGAAAUAUUCGGGAACAUGCCGCAUUUGCAAUGCAUCGAUUUAUCAUUUAACAAAUUGUUGGAAUUCGAAUACGAUACCUUCAAAAAUACCAGAAAUUUACAGGUUAUUACAUUAUCAAAUAAUUACAUCGCCGAAGUUCCAAAAGAUUUAUUCCGCUCAUUAUAUCACUUAAGGGUAGUUGACUUGUCACACAAUAGAUUAAGGUUUGUCCCCGACAAUUUAUUUAAAGAGGAAGGCUUGGAACGUCUAGAUUUGUCAAAUAAUCAAUUAAGCAUGUUGCCACUUACAAGUUUAUCUACAGCAGCAGCAUCAACCCUUUGUGAAUUGGAUUUGUCAUUUAAUGGAAUUUCUUCGUUAACUAGCGGAGAUAUGCUGUCUAAAUUCGAGAGACUUUCAUUUCUGGAUUUAUCUUACAAUAAGUUAGUGCAAGUAGAUGACGGAGUAUUCGGAAUUUUACAUAAAAUCUUGUAUUUGGAUUUGAGUCACAACUCGCAGUUAUCUAUAGAUAACAAUGGUAAGAGUUUUCAGGGGAUCGAGGAUACCCUACUGUAUUUAAAAUUGGAUAAUCUAUCGCUUAUGUCGGUACCAGAGUUAUACCUACCGAAUUUGGUGUAUUUGUCUUUGUCUAAGAACGCAUUGUCAUCGAUACCGACAGAAAUGGCUGGGAAUUUAACGUCCCUCCGAGAUUUGAAUCUUGCUGAUAACAAUUUAACGAUAGUACCUGUCGCAAUUUACUCUUCAACGGAUUUGGAACGACUUUCACUAUCUGGAAACCCAAUAAGUGUGUUAAGUAACACAAGUUUCCUAGGGGUCGCCAACCAUUUGGAGGAGUUAGAUAUUACCGAUUUGCCAUUACACACAUUUGAGGUGGGCACGUUAAGCAAGUUACACUUUUUGAGAACAUUGAAAAUUGGUGCAUAUAACGCGAAGUACUUCAAUAUACCUCGUGUUUUGGAAAGCAACUAUGCUUUGCGCAACCUAGAAAUAGAGGUGAACAGGGAGACCAAUUUAAAAUCCGAAAUGUCGGGACAACUGCCGUUAAAGUUGCGAAGCGUGACAAUUUCGGGAAAAUCGUUGAAGAACCUAGACGCCGAUGUUCUGGACGGUGUGAGAUAUCCGCAAUUUCAGUUUACAGUGCACGACACCGGAUUGCUAACGGUCCCCAAAAAUUUGUUCGACGACUUGUACUUCAUAAGAAAUUUAAGUUUAAGCAUCAAAGGAAACAAUAACCUUCAAUACUUUGGAAAUCCUCUCACCGCAGCCAAACCUGGAAUCAGACAAAGAAUAUUUCUUUUGGACGUUUCGAUGGAAGGAAACAAAUGGAGCUGCGAUUGUGGAUUGAGUUGGGUUGAAGCAUGGCAAAGGAAGAGGCGGCAGUACAUUUGUGAUGAUUAUAAUGAACUCCCAUCUCCGGCAUCGCAUUUAUAUAAUUGUAGGCACAUUGAAGAUGACAUUAGGAAUUCAAAUUGUGCAAACAAGGCCAAUAAAAGCCUGAUCGAAGUACUUAAAACUGAUAUUGAAUGUGAAUGGGGUGCCGCUUCUUCAUUACAUUGUUUAACAGUUACAUACACAUUAGUAAUCGCUGGUUUGUUAUAUCGUGUGUUUUAAAUAAAAAAAAGAGAUUUGUCAAAUCAAACUCAAUAGUCUGUUUCUUCCAUUGUUGCAUGAACCUGAACAAUGAACAUACUUUAAAGUAGAGGCGGUACAAUAACAUAAUGGAAGAAGACUAUCGAACUAUUUGCAGUCUUAUUUAGUUUAAUAACAUUCUUUUCAGCAUAUCAUCCAUUCUUUUCCCUAAAUUGCGUAAAAGAUAGGUUAUAAUUAAGUGAAAGUGUAGAUUUGUAUACAUAAAUUAUCGCAGUAUAUAUUAUGAUGUGAAUAUCAAAAUUAAAUAUUUGGAAUUUGA